Molecule: messenger RNA, 3054 nt
Organism: Scedosporium apiospermum
Lineage: Eukaryota; Fungi; Ascomycota; Sordariomycetes; Microascales; Microascaceae
Exons: 7
Coding region: 1-3054 (1017 amino acids)
Source: RefSeq, a predicted model, not a curated record
AUGAUCUCGGAUCUCGUACCGGGAGCGGGGUCCCGCGCAUCGGAUCUCGGUGCAUUCUAUUGCCACGGCGUCAAUGACAACAAGUACGACGACAGAUUCAAGAUCUACGAGGAGGCUGUCAGAGGGCGGGACGAAGUCGUCCGGCCCAUGCCACUGGAAAAAUACGAUCCCUUCUCGGACGACUCUUUCACAAUAACUUAUAGCCUCCGAGAUGAGGAUGGCUUCUAUAAGACGAUCGAGGAGGAAUUUGGGAUACCUCGGGACUACGUUGCUUUUGAUAACAUUGCCGAAGACGACCAUUGCAUUGGUAAAGCACCACCACCAGGUAGCGGACCUCGCCCGAUAUCCGAUCCCUCAAUAGAGAGCAGACAAUGCAUGCAGUUCCGAAGAGAACGAAAGGGCUACCCCAUCACCAAGGAGGACGCCAAGGUUAUUAACCCUAAAGAGAUUAUUCAAUCCUCUUUGGGGAACCUCGAUGAACUCUACUUCGAGGUUAUACUUUGUUCAAUCGAAAUCUCUCUCGGCAUCUGGGAAGGCGACCCUAACGAGCUGGUUGAGGCAACGUCAUUAAGCGUCUUCCUAGCUGUGCAAUCCGUCGACUCGAUGGAACAAGUACAACAGAUAGGCCAAGAGGUUGAAGACGCUGAGAGGGAACAGAAGAGAAAGAACAUUAUCCUCGGCGUUGUGAUGGCCGUUCUCUUUAUCAUACCCAUCGUUGGCGAGGGUGCUUUUGCCUUAGGUUGGACGACUGCCACCAUUGCGCGGAUCGCCACCUCGAUCGGCCUCGCAGGAGAUGUAGCGCUCUCUGUGAUAGAUGUCAUCGAUGACCCCUCUUCGCUUCUGCUGACGGCACUAUUGAUGAUGGUGCCUGGGCUUCCGGGGUCCAUCAAGCGCAGCGACUCGGCGGUCAAGGACGUCAUCAAGAGCAAACGGCAAUUUGGAGAUGCCAAUCUUCACCGCCUUGGAGAAGUUUUUAAGAAAAAUGAUACAAUUGUGAAUCUUUUCCGUCUCGCCGAGAAAGUAACUGGAGAGCGAGUGGAAAAACGCGCCGCUGAAGAAUCGUUGAAGAAUCUGAUGGAUCAUGGAGGCGCUGCGUCUUCGCCUGGCGAACAGGACGAUGAGACAGCAUUACUCGAAGCAGAUGAAAACGCUGAUGCAGAGUCCUCGCCUGGACGCGGGGGGGACGGCGCUCGCUCCCCUUCCAUCCCAGCGGCUCUGCCAGUUUUUACCACGAUGCAUCGAGUGAGGGGCCUCGUCAUUGCUAGCAUAGAUGAUCCCUACACUUUGGAUCAAUUAACCAGCCCCAGGAUAAAUACACUAAUUGUGCGACCGUUGGCUGAUCGAUUGUACGAUCUCGACGACAUCUCCCUCGUCUACUGCCUGCUCGCCAACCGAGUUCAGUUCCUCUCAGAACAAUCCAGCCCGAUCCAUCGAAGUGUCAACGUCUCCCGAGCCACGUUGUGCGAAUUAGUGGGCGCCCGAAUCUUGCGGCGAUGCCAUGAAGACAGUCCUGGAGGUCUGCUCCACCUCGCCAAGAUGCUCGUUCAGGGAUUCGACCCGUUUCAAGGCGCACCCGCAGACGUCGAGCGAAACGGCCGCCAGCUUCAGUGGCCGAUUCAAGAGCGCGGCGGGCACGAGAGGAAGUUCACGGCUCUGGAACUAGCCAUUCUCUCCGACAGCAAGACGUUUAUUAGCUCGUCUGCCUGUCAGAGAGUGGUCGACGCUGUGUAUCGCGGGCAGGUAGUGUAUACUGCCUUGUCCUUCGUCGACAUUAUACCGGAUCAUUACAAGCACCACCCCGUCUCUAUCUACGAUCCCCGGAAGGCGCCUCUUCUGAACCACUAUCGACUCGUCGUCCCCCGCUAUCGAAACCUAAUCGAACUCGUUCAAUUCUUGAUUCUUGUGGGCCUCUACAUUUUUACAAUGCUCCAUCGCCAUAGCGAUAAUCUAGCCCUCUUCGAGUUCAUAUUCGUCAUUUACGCUACCGGAUGGGUCUUACACGAGGUCGCUGCUAUCAUCGAACACGGCUGGGCAGUGCACGCACAAAAUCUGUCAUCGUUCCUGGAUUCGAGCUUCAUUGCAAUCUUCGUUGCAUACGCCGCCGCUCGGGUCGCCGACCUCUCAGUCAGCCGCGUUCAUGACGGACACGCAUUAAGCAUCCUGUGCAUCGCGGCGCCAAUCUUGCUGACCAGACUCGCGUUCCACAUCAUGCCCGACAACAUCGUCUUCAUCUCGCUCCACAUUCUGAUGAAAAACUUCCUACUACUGACCAUCCUCGCUGUUUGGUGCUUCAUAGGCUUCUUUUUGGCCCUGCAGUGGUUGUACCCGAGCGACGCCAGCACUAGUGGCACGGCGCCAGGGUGGCCCACGAUCUGCAAAUGGCUUCUUUGGAUCUGGUUUAGCCUCGACGGGACUGGGAUUGAGGAGUCGGUCCAGUUCCACGUCGUCCUAGGCCCAGCACUCAUGGUUGCCUUCGCCUUUCUGGGUAACACGCUCUUCUUGACCGUCCUGGUAGCGAUGCUCACCUACACCUUCUCCAAGAUCGUGGCCGACGAGACAGCUGAGAUCAAUUUCCGCCGCGCCGUCCUCACCUUUGAGGGAGUCAAGAGCGAUGCCGUCUUCUCCUACCCCCCGCCCUUUAACCUCCUCGCCCUCGCCCUCCUCCUGCCGUUAAAGUUCGUAGUCUCGCCGCGAAUUUUUCACUCCGUCCACGUAGCGGCUGUUCGUGUCGUCAAUGCGCCAACCCUCCUGCUCAUCAGCCUUUUUGAGCGGCGCAGCGUCUGGGCCAAAUUGACUUCGGCAGUGAAAAAGUCUGUUUUUAACUGGCAGUUCACGGGAUUCUCGCCGCACGGCGAUAUCCAGGCCGUGUUUAGGGCGGCGGCACCCCCUGAGAUACAGGAAGAGAUUGAUGAGCUUGAUGGAAUGAGCGACGCGGGCUUUCUGGACAACGAUGCGAUGUCUAGGUCAUCGACGGAGAUGAGGAGGCAGGCGCCAGUGUUUAGAUUGGGAAAAGCAGGACUGCGGGGGAGGAACAGGAGUCCGGGAGAGGAUUAG